UGUGUUUGUGUGCAUACAUAAUUGUAUUCACAGAACAGACAAAUAAACGCGAGUUGACCAAACAGGGGGAAGAACACCCACGUGUCUUUGUACGCUUUACAGUUGGUAUUAUUUACGGUGUUAGCCAAAUUAGCCAAAUGUCUCUUCAUAAACAAGUCAAGAACGAAAGAUGAAGACUAAUAAUUGAAGACUGUGCAAAACUCUAAAGCACCGGAAAGUACUUAUUAUGAACGCGCCUACUGUUUGAAAACAAAACAUUGAUAAGUUUGAACGAAUCUGUUUGUUGCUGGGGGGUUUUUUUCCCAUUGUCCUUCAUACAGAAGCUGAUUUGUUUUUCGUAAUGAGAAUGACGAGAGUAAUCCAUGAUCUCUGUACGAUCUUAACCCUACUACAAAUGCCAGUUCUGACAACAGAAGACCAACACCGUGUGGUUUAUGGCUGUGAAAAUACGAACUUCAAAUUUUCAUGGGAUUACGCCCAGAACUGCACGAUGUGACCGUACCGCCUGGGGUGACGCAGUUAAUCAAUAACUUGACAGAGCUCAACACCACACGUUCUCCUGCGGACCUCAUCACAACCUCCGUAGGUACGACCCAGGCUGCUGUGACGACGACGGAGCCACCCCAGGCUAACCAGAUCCAGAUGAGUACCACUCUGAUCGUGAGCAAACCGCCCGGUAGGAAGAGUAAGCUGCACAUAGAAGGCAGCUUCUCCAUCACAGGCACUCUCAUCAUCACCUGCUCUAUUCGGCACUACGAAGAGGAACUGGGCGUUCCUCCCGUCAACAUCACGAUUCUGCGCAGUGGUAAGCGAGACGCCGGCUGCUCUCGUGCAGGAAUCUCCCGACACACCCUCAUCCUACGCAGCACAUCCAACGUAGACAACUACUCCUGCAUAAUGGAAGGUCCAGCUAUGGACUGUAUCAAAUACGCCGAUGACCCCAGAAGGAAGGCUGCUGUCUUGGACACCACAGUGAUCAAGAAGUCGGGUGAGUACGUCCACUCUCUGGACGUGCUCGUGGUCCUGUUUGGCGUGGAGAUGGUCACGUGCAUCGGCCUCCUGUUUUGGGGUCUGUCCCUCACACUGCAGCACGUGCUGCUCAUCAUGAGGCACCGGCGAGAUCUGGUGGAGCUCAAGGCGAACGUGAAGCUCAUAUUGUGGGACUACGAGGACAAGGAGGUCCGAUUCAACUGAUUGUAUAACUCAUAACCUCCUUCGCUCUGACUUGGCUGAGGUGUGGAAGGGUUGGCGUCAUCACGUCGUGCUCUCGGGAUUACUC
Aplysia californica (California sea hare) is the source of this 1279-nucleotide messenger RNA. RefSeq lists its product as uncharacterized. The record is from RefSeq and is a predicted model, not a curated record. Lineage: Eukaryota; Metazoa; Mollusca; Gastropoda; Aplysiida; Aplysiidae.